AUGCACAUUCAUUAGCCCAAGGAUUACUACUAGAAAUGUAGACAAAAAAAAGCCCAACAAAGUGAAACGAAAUAAACAAUUUCCAUCAACCUCUGCAAAACCCUAAUCGUAUAUCAUUUCACACCCUUCGUCCUCACAGCCUCCUUCCCUCAUUUCUGUAUCACUUUUUCUUGAAGCCGCAAAACCUUCUCCUCAAAGAUGCCGCCAAAGCUCGAUCCAUCUCAGGUGGUGGACGUCUACGUCCGAGUAACUGGAGGAGAAGUCGGUGCUGCUUCCUCUCUCGCUCCUAAGAUCGGUCCAUUGGGUCUCUCUCCCAAGAAGAUCGGAGAAGACAUUGCUAAAGAAACUGCUAAGGAUUGGAAGGGUCUUCGUGUUACUGUCAAACUUACCGUCCAAAAUCGUCAAGCAAAGGUUACUGUUGUUCCUUCUGCUGCCGCUCUUGUCAUCAAGGCUUUGAAGGAGCCGGAACGUGACCGUAAGAAGACGAAGAACAUCAAACAUACUGGUAACAUCUCUUUAGAUGAUGUUAUUGAGAUUGCUAAGAUUAUGAGGCCUAGAUCUAUGGCUAAAGAAUUGAAGGGUUCUGUGAAGGAGAUUUUGGGUACUUGUGUUUCUGUUGGAUGUACUGUUGAUGGUAAGGAUCCUAAGGAUUUGCAGCAGGAGGUUACUGAUGGUGAGAUCGAGAUUCCUGAGAAUUAAAUUUUGUUUGCGCAUUUCCCUGCAGUUGAACCACGUUUUUGUGGGUUCUUUAUGUUUAAUUUUGGUUUUAAUUUUCUGUAAUGAGAUUAUGGGAAUUUUGUUCUAGGUUAUUUUGAGACAUAGUUUUGGUAAAUGCUUCAAUCGAUGACGAAUUACUUAGUUUCUAUCAAUCUAAUGUUUGCCCUUAAAAUGUUGUGAUUUUAUGUGAUGAUUUCGUGAGUUUUAUAUAGUA
Messenger RNA from Amaranthus tricolor (Joseph's coat), 931 nucleotides. RefSeq names its product 60S ribosomal protein L12-1. The record is from RefSeq and is a predicted model, not a curated record. NCBI's taxonomy places the organism in Eukaryota, Viridiplantae, Streptophyta, Magnoliopsida, Caryophyllales, Amaranthaceae. Gene Ontology annotation, molecular function: structural constituent of ribosome; large ribosomal subunit rRNA binding. Gene Ontology annotation, cellular component: cytosolic large ribosomal subunit; ribosome. Gene Ontology annotation, biological process: translation. The coding region runs from base 199 to 699 and encodes 166 amino acids. The transcript has a single exon.